ACUUAACGUAAUAAUUAUGUUUUGAAGAUAUCAAUGAACCAUAAAUAACUGAUAAGCACAAGUAUCUUUCUUCUUACUUAGUUGUUAAGGGAGAUCAGUAGUGAUGCAUUUUAUAGUCACAAAACCGAUUAAACUCUAUUCUGUGUGCAGAAAUUUAAUAAGCAUCAGAGCUAUGAGUUCGGAAUUUUUGAUCAACGACUCGAAAUAUUCGUUUUUGAAAGAUUUGGGGUUAAGUGAAACCAACUUGGGUGUGUAUAAUGGAGAGUGGAAGGGAUCUGGACCAGUUGUUCAGUCGAUUUGCCCCAGCAAUGGUAAAGUAAUUGCCCAGGUUAAAACAGGCACUGUUACCGAUUAUCAAUCGUGCGUGGAUGCUUCCCAAUCAGCAUGGAACACUUGGGCUGAUCUACCAGCUCCACAGCGUGGUGAAAUAGUGCGCCAAAUCGGCGAUGCCCUUCGACAGAAGUUGGUACCAUUGGGAAAAUUGGUUUCCAUUGAAAUGGGAAAAAUUCUUCCUGAGGGUAUUGGAGAAGUACAAGAAUAUGUUGACAUUUGCGAUUACGCAGUAGGCUUGUCCAGGACCAUGGCAGGUGCUAUUUUUCCUUCAGAAAGACCAGGACACGUUCUUUUGGAAAAAUGGAAUCCUUUGGGUCUAGUUGGCGUUAUUUCUGCCUUUAAUUUCCCUAUUGCAGUCUAUGGUUGGAAUAGCGCUAUUGCCAUGGUCUGUGGUGAUACAGUUCUAUGGAAAGGAGCGGAAACAACCCCAUUGGUUUCCGUAGCUACUACAAAAGUAGUGGCUGAAGUCCUUGAAAAAAAUAAUCUACCUGGUGCUAUAGCUACAUUAUGCUGUGGAGGAGCGGACAUAGGAAAAACAAUGGCAGCUGAUCCAAGAGUUAAAUUGUUAUCGUUUACUGGAAGCUCACAAAUUGGUCAACAAGUUGGUAUGGAAGUGCAAAAACGUUUUGGAAAACACCUUUUGGAACUUGGAGGUAACAACGCACUAAUUAUAGCUGACGACGCCGAUUUAAACAUGGUAGUACAAGCUACACUCUUUGCCUGUGUCGGUACUGCUGGCCAGAGAUGCACAACUACCAGAAGGUUAAUAAUUCACAAAAACACCAGGCCAGUCACUUUUCAAACAGUUUCUGAAAUAUCUGUGUUUUCUAAAUUUGAAUGCAAGGAAAGUGACGAGUAUACCAGGGUAUACGAUGAAGUACUAAACAGGCUAAAAAAAGCAUACCAACAAGUCCAAAACAGGAUUGGUGAUGCCUUGGAAUCAAACACGUUGAUUGGUCCACUACACAGCACACAAUCCUUGCAAAAAUACAAGGAUACCAUCGCCGAAAUAAAAAAACAUGGAGGCAAAAUUGAAAUUGGUGGAAAUGUUUUGGAUAAACCUGGAUAUUUUGUGGAACCAACCAUCAUCACAGGUCUUAAACACGACAAUCCUUUAGUUCACAAUGAAUGUUUUGCUCCCAUUGUCUACUUAUUAAAGACAGAAAGUGUGGAAGAGGCCAUUUCCUGGAAUAACGAAGUACCACAAGGAUUAUCAUCAAGCAUAUUCACACAAAGCAUUGGCAACAUAUUCAAUUGGAUUGGACCAAAGGGUUCAGACUGUGGAAUAGUAAAUGUCAAUAUUCCCACAUCUGGUGCUGAAAUUGGGGGAGCUUUUGGAGGUGAGAAACACACCGGGGGAGGAAGAGAAUCUGGAAGUGAUGCUUGGAAGCAAUAUAUGAGGAGGUCAACAAUCACCAUCAACCAUUCCAAAGAAUUACCUCUUGCACAAGGCAUCAAGUUUGAAUAAAAAUGUAUAUCAAAUUCUAAAAUAAAUGUUUAAAAUAUUUUUAAUAA
Molecule: messenger RNA, 1848 nt
Organism: Brassicogethes aeneus
Lineage: Eukaryota; Metazoa; Arthropoda; Insecta; Coleoptera; Nitidulidae
Source: the annotation of a GenBank genome assembly